Molecule: messenger RNA, 2530 nt
Organism: Macroventuria anomochaeta
Lineage: Eukaryota; Fungi; Ascomycota; Dothideomycetes; Pleosporales; Didymellaceae
Exons: 1
Coding region: 150-2066 (638 amino acids)
Source: RefSeq, a predicted model, not a curated record
CCGGUACCGAGUUGCUGCUUGUCACUGACUACUCGUGACUUUGUGUCAACGUCCUUGCAGAUUCCUCGAGAUUGAGCUCUUGGAAUACAUCACCGCAAUAACAAAGGGAAAAUCGUCCUCUCGUGUGAUUUGCAGAAAUACUGACCACCAUGGAAUCCGAACGCCCCCAUCUGUCCAUCACCCUCCCCAGGAACUUCAUGUUUCACUAUCGCGACGGAGCGGCGCCGCAAACGCCAGAGCCUGAGCCACAGGUUGCUGAGCUUCAACCACCGCCUCCUCCACGACAGACUUUGAAGGUCCGCCGCCGCCGCGCGACCCUCGUGCAGCACCAAAUCGAACUUGACUUUCCCAUAGACGAGAAGCCAAUCCCCACCAUCGAGGCAACAGACUACUUUGAGUCAUCAAAUCCACUUCCAUCACCCCCGUCCGCUCUGGACAAUGCGUAUCUCUCCCCACCAACAAGCUUCAGUCGCAUGGUAUCGCCGCCGAAGACUCCUGCUCACCAAGUGAGAACCAUCGACGUCUUCGCUGACCCACAGCACUGGGAUGAUCUCGAGUCAAAUCGUAGUGAAACCUCCAGCAGACCUACCUCAUCCUCUGGCUUCUCUGAUUCAUCCAUCUCGUCUCGCGGCAGUAUGGAAUCGCUCGUGUCGCGAGGCGGUAGCUGUACAAGUCCAGAAGAGGAGAUGUGCGAUCCUUUCUCGUUCGAUGCCCUCGAGAUGAAGUACCAGCAGCCAAGCUCCCCAUUGGCAGCGCAUCAACAGCCACGCCCAGCCAAGAAGCUGAAGCUGAGGGCGACAUUCACCGAAGAGAUGGAUUACCACCUUUGGAGAACAUACAUGACUUACCUUCAGGAUCCCACAGUCACACCAUUUAAGGCUGUUCCACUAACAACACCGCCAAACGGAGUCUGUCACCGAGUCGCAAGGAUGGCUCGCAAGACCUGGAGAGGACCGGUUCCCUCUCGUACUGCUGGUGUUCGCGCGACUACCCAGUUCGGUUCCCGUUCCGGAACUCCAGAGACUAUCAAGGCUCUGAAGAGCGGUAGCAGUACCCCUAUUGCGAGGCCCAGCAAGUCUUACCUACGAUAUCCAACAGAAAAGCAGUGUCGAAAGCGACUGCGGGACUUGGCCAAGCAAAGGCCCAAUUUGUCUGCCUAUUAUCAGCGUCUGCUCCAUCGAUCACCCUCACCAUUGCAAUCAUCGCCGCCUUUAGAGAAGUCAGAGGAACCAACCCAGCCACAGCCACAGCCACAAGUACUGUCAUCUCCCUUUACACAAAACACAUCAUCCUUUACUUUCUCAACCCGGGAUAUGAAUGUAUCGCUGGCCACCAGUACAUCUGCCUCGAUGCAGAUGGGUAACCCUCUGUCACAGUUGGCAAAUGACCUGACUCCCCGACCAGAGCAGAAGAGCUGGUCGAGAGCGCGAUCAUCAGCACACCAGAAAUCGCAGUCGCUCCAUGUUGGCUUGGGGCUCGGCUUGAGCAACAUGCUUGGCUCUCCUUUCCAGUCUUCCUCGACAGUAGAGAUGAUCGAUGCCGGAUCCAGCUCACACAACGCGCAGACGUGGCAUGCACAGACCGGUCUCCCAACACCAAGGCUGGGCUCACCGUUUCAACUGCAUGCCCCACGACCCAAGUCGCGAGUCUUCAAGCGACGAGCUCUGGCCAACAGCUUUGAGGACAAGACACGAAACCGUGGCAACAGCUUUGUAGAUGAUAUUUUUGGGGCUCCAGCUGAGUCGAGUCAUCGCCGUGUGAGAAGUCGAGGCUUCAGCUUGGGUGAUAUGAUGGAUGGUGCUGGUGCCCGGCGACUGCCCUUAUCUUCGAGUGGACCACCUGAGUUCAACCCCUUUGCAAACCUUAGGCCACACCUCCCCAGCCCUGUCCACACCUCCCCCGCCAUCAUGGCUGAGGCCCAUGGGCAAGGAACAAUCCGCCUUGGAACACCAUUUGGCGGACGACCAAGUAACACUUUUCCUCGAGCAUCGACUUCUUAUGGCUUCGAGCCUCCAGCAUCGUUCGAGCAACGAUUCGCUGCGGCACCCAGCAACUCUGAGCGUUAGUCCUGUUUUUAAAUGACUUGCCCUAUACCAAGCACAGCGUGUGCAUCGGCGUCUGCAUCCGCAUCAUCAUCGGCGUUCAGCAUUGGCAGCUUCGAGCUCCAUCUUUGACAUGUCAGCGAGCGAGCACUCGCGUGCCAUUUGACCCACCAUCUGCUUCAUCUGAAAAGCAUCUCUUAUGUUCAUAUCCACACUUAUCCCAUACUAUCCUUCGUCGACAACAUGGCUCGGAUGGCAUGCCUUACGAUAGGCUGCAUGUUCGAGCCCAUGGCCAUGUCUCUUUUUUGUUUCCUUCUCUUUUUCCUAUGCUUGGUACUCACGACGGAUCAUGACGAUAUGUAUACAUGAACACGCUUGGUUCAUCAUCGAUCUUCUUCCGUAAUUCGGCGGCGGCGAGGGUUGGGUUCUCGAGAUAGCUUUUGGUGAAGCAGCUGUCUCGUACUCGUCUGCUCCUUAGUACAUUCAAC